This is a messenger RNA of Scleropages formosus (Asian bonytongue), 9504 nucleotides long. RefSeq names its product potassium voltage-gated channel, Shab-related subfamily, member 1 (gene kcnb1). Gene Ontology annotation, cellular component: membrane; voltage-gated potassium channel complex. The transcript is spliced from 4 exons. Lineage: Eukaryota; Metazoa; Chordata; Actinopteri; Osteoglossiformes; Osteoglossidae. The record is from RefSeq and is a predicted model, not a curated record. The coding region runs from base 625 to 3141 and encodes 838 amino acids. Gene Ontology annotation, biological process: potassium ion transmembrane transport; protein homooligomerization; action potential. Gene Ontology annotation, molecular function: protein binding; delayed rectifier potassium channel activity.
GCCACGCACGCAGAGCCACGCAGGACCGGCUGCGGGAGCGCCUUCUCCGCGUACUUGUUGAUCGCCUCCAUCGACACGGACAGCUCGGACAGGGACCUGCCGGACGCACGGCUCGCUGUGACGGACGGCCCGUGGGCCGCGCGCGGGGCUGCGAUGCGAAGGCGCGCCGCCGCGCAUGAAGUGAUGAACCUGUGACGUUUCUCCAUUUUAUCUCCAUCCGAGCCGCUCUCACAUCCACAUCCUCGGAGGAGCCUGAGCAACAGGAAGGUCUCAAGGAGGAGGCUGAGGAUGCGUUGAUGUUGCCCCGCGGAAACGGCCACUGGUCCGAGUGGCAAUAAUAAGGCGAAGACCGACUGACUGCCGCUUCUCUCUCUGACCUCAGCGUUCGCUCGUGACGUUUCCACGUUCGAUCAGCAACUGAUUCACGCCCUUUCUUUCCACGAUCAUUCUCACCUUCCGUUUCUGGCAGGAAAAGUCAGCAGAUUAGAAUGAAUGCCUCAACAUGAAGGAGAUCAUCCCCAAAUGUAGAGGCUGAUUCCUGGGACAGUCGCCCACCGCAGGACUGACGGAACUCGGCGGAACUCCGGCCUCGCAGUGUCUCGCAGGGAUCACCGCUCCGUGGGGAUGAACAAGUCGGGCUCGCGCUCCACGUCCUCGCUGCCCCCCGAGCCGGUGGAGAUCAUUCGCAGCAAGUCCUGCUGCCGCCGGGUGAGGCUCAAUGUGGGGGGUCUUCCACACGAGGUCCUGUGGAGGACGCUGGACAGGCUGCCGCGCACGCGGCUCGGCAGGCUGAGGGACUGCAACACCCACAGCGCCCUCAUGGAGAUCUGCGACGACUACAACCUGGAGGAUAACGAGUACUUCUUCGACAGGCACCCAGGGGCCUUCACCUCCAUCCUGAACUUCUACCGCACGGGAAAGCUGCACAUGAUGGAGGAGAUGUGCGCGCUCUCCUUCAGCCAGGAGCUCGACUACUGGGGCAUCGACGAGAUCUACCUGGAGUCGUGCUGCCAGGCGCGCUACCACCAGAAGAAGGAGCAGAUGAACGAGGAGCUCAAGCGGGAGGCGGACAACCUGAAGGAGAGGGAGGGAGAGGAGUUUGACAACACUUGCUGUGCCGAGAAGCGGAAGAAACUGUGGGAUCUUCUAGAGAAGCCCAGCUCCUCUGUGGCUGCCAAGAUCCUGGCCAUCAUAUCCAUCCUGUUUAUCGUGCUGUCAACCAUUGCCUUGUCUUUGAACACACUUCCAGAGCUACAGGAGACUGACGAAUUCGGCCAAACAACAGAUAACCCCAAAUUGGCUCAUGUGGAGGCUGUGUGCAUCGCCUGGUUCACUAUGGAAUACCUACUGCGCUUCCUUUCCUCUCCAAACAAGUGGAAGUUUUUCAAAGGUCCCCUGAACGUCAUUGACUUGCUGGCAAUCCUGCCCUACUAUGUCACCAUCUUCCUGACUGAGUCCAACAAGAGUGUGCUGCAGUUCCAGAACGUGCGGAGAGUGGUGCAGAUUUUCCGCAUCAUGCGCAUUCUGCGUAUCCUCAAGCUGGCGCGGCACUCCACGGGCCUGCAAUCACUGGGAUUCACACUACGCCGCAGCUACAAUGAGUUGGGUCUACUGAUCCUUUUUCUUGCUAUGGGCAUCAUGAUCUUCUCCAGCCUUGUCUUUUUUGCCGAAAAGGAUGAGGAAGACACCAAGUUUAAGAGUAUCCCUGCCUCUUUCUGGUGGGCCACCAUUACCAUGACUACGGUAGGCUAUGGGGAUAUCUACCCAAAGACUCUGUUAGGAAAGAUUGUUGGGGGCUUAUGCUGCAUUGCUGGUGUACUGGUGAUUGCCCUUCCCAUCCCAAUCAUUGUUAACAACUUUUCUGAGUUCUACAAAGAGCAGAAGCGACAGGAAAAGGCUAUUAAGCGUAGAGAGGCUUUAGAAAGGGCCAAAAGAAAUGGUAGCAUUGUGUCCAUGAACAUGAAGGAUGCUUUUGCUCGCAGUGUUGAGCUUAUGGAUGUGGUCAUAGAGAAGGAUGGUGAGAGUAUAGGAAGGAAGGAGAAGCUGCAGGACAACCACCUCUCACCCAACCGCUGGAAGUGGACACCCAAACAUGCAGUUUUAGAGACAAACUCUAACAAGUCUUUCAAUGCAAGUGAGCAUUGUUCCCCAAGUAAGAUCAGGACCUCCAGCCCACAGCACCUGAAUGUGCAGAAGCUAGAGGAGAUGUACAACAAAAUGGCUAAGACCCAGUCCCAGCCCAACCUCAACACCAAAGACCGAGGGUCAUCAUCAAAAGGCAGCAAGCAGAGGGAUGAGAUAGAGAUGGGCAGCAUGCCAGGAAACACCACGCGAGAGGGCACUGUGGACAUGAAAAGCCAGUCCAGCAUUGACAGCUACAUCAGUUGUGCUACUGACUUCCCAGAGAGCACUCGUUUUUCACACAGCCCAGUUGCUUGCCUUCCUGGGCGACUCAUGGCCAACCCCGGGCUGCAGACCACCCUGGAGCUGGAGCCCAUGCUGGUACCAAUAAGUGCUGGCAGGCCAGCUGGUCACGGCUCUGUCCAGGAAUUCAGCUCCAAUCCAGAGGGCUCCAGGCACGGGCUUUUCUCUGACAGUCCUCGGGGACUGCGCUUCAGUAACCCUCUCAAGGCACAUUCUUUUAAGGUCAACUUCCGGGGAGGAGAAGCAGGCACCUCCUCCUCUAUGCAAAUGGGAGCUGCCCCUCUCUCAGAAAGCUCUGCCUACUCGGAUCGCUCCCUGCUGAGUCCAGAGGUGUCCAUCUACAACACAGCCAGCAGCAAGACACCACCCAAAUCGCCCGAGAGCAUGAGCAUGACACCCGCAAUCUUCACAUUCCAUGACACGUCCAUAAACAAGUACAUUGACGCGGACACUGAUGACGAAGACCACUUGCAGGAUGGCUCGGACUCCAGCCCUUCAAAGCGGCUGCUGGACAACAUGAGUCCAAAGUUUAGCGUAAGCAGUGGAUUCCAACGAGGGACCAACCACCUGGAGAUGUCCCAGAGGAUGCUGGGCCAGAACUGCAUGUUCCCUCUGGAGGGUCGGGCUGGCAGUGGGCAGGAGAACCACGUGGCCCAGGGUCGGCGCGUGGCCCCGGGGGAGAGAGGCCGCACUAACACUUUUGAUGAAAGCCUCUGAACUAGUGGCAAGUGAACCAGAGAGGGAGACUAAAUCCAAUGAGGGAGGGGGUGCGAGCCAGUAAAGGUGGUUAAAAAUAAAAAAUACACCAUGAAAAACAUGCCAGGAGCAUUGCUGAGUGGCAUGAAAAACUUCAAACCAAGACGGAAAUGGCUCCGAAAAAAAUCUGCUGGCUCUUUGGAAAGAUAGGUGCUGCUGAAGGCCAUGCUCAGAUAGAUAAGAGCUUACAGGAGCUAAUGGAAGGAAACCACUUCUCCUCUUAAUGCCUCACCCACCAAAACCAGAGCGCUCAAGAAGAAGGAUUAUACAGCCUGGCGUGUGCUCUGCAGAGUAGCAGUGAGCCAGGUGGUGGGUGGGGACAGGAGGUGAGAGACAGGACCCGUGCAAGAGGGUAUGGUUUACCUAGCUGGGCCCAGAUGGUUAGCAAAAGCUGUGGUGCAGAAGGAGCAAAGAACAUACCUGUGCGUCCAGUGGAAAUGCAAAUGCUGCCCUGCCACAGCCCUUAUCCGCACCCGCACCCGCAUCCAGGACAGCUCUCCUGGCCUUCACCACUCUACCCAUCUCCAUCACAUACUGUAGAUUAGGGAUUACUGAACAUGCUAGGAGCAACAUGCUGUUUACUUCCCAGUGUUUUUUCCACCUCAAAACUGGCCUUAGGCAUAUGCAAAUAUGUUAAUGUGUACUGCAUGUAUGUGUGUAUGUGUGUGUGUACACUCUAAAUGCGUGCAUACAAGUAUAUACACGUACAUACUAUCUGAUAUGUGUACACUGACAUGGUUAAUUUUAUGGUUAACUGAACCAAUUUUUUUUUUCCAGUUAUUUCAUUGAUAUCAGUAUUUAUUUUGCUUAUCACACCCUCCAUGUGUACGGACAUAUCAGUUAAUGUUCUGCUUCAUUGUGGACAGUAGAGGCUCUGCAUAGUUACUGGGUAAAUACAGUCUCUCAAGUUCCUGGUGCGUAAAAUGUCCAGGAGUUCAACAUUGUUCUAGAGAGUCAAAAAUCUGUGCCUACAGAUGAUAUCUUUUUUAGUUAUUUCACUUUGAUUCAGACGAGAUGUAACCAGUGCUUUAAUUUGAAGAAUUUGAUUCUGAGAGCAGCCUCGCUGGUUUUUACAUUGGAAAUCUGGAACGCAAACAGGAGUUUCUCUUAUGUUUACUGUUUACUUGUCUCCUGUGAAAGCAUUGUCAAAUUAAAAAAAAAAAAUCAUAAGUUCAUCAGAGGGGGAAACAAAUCCUGUUUUCUGUCAUCAGAGUGUUCAGGGACUUGUUUUUGACCACGCUGAUACAGUGUAACAGUGCAUCUUUGCUCAUAUUAGGAGAAACUGUAGACUGAGGGGAAAAGAAAAAACUGAAAUUAAUAUUUUUGAAGUAGUUUCUAAUAAGGGUAUAAAAAUAUCCUCAUAGUUUUGCUUUUCCAUGUAUAAUUGUGUCUUUAAAGAUUACAUUUAUUUUGAAUGAUCCAUUUUGUCCCAACGUGCGUGUACAGAGCACACGCUUUCCGUCCUUUUUUUACAAUGUGAUGAGCCAAAGAGUUUUUUUUUCCAGCCAGUCUGUGUGUCUGUGUGUGUUGCUGGGAGGGAGGGGGAUCUCCCACGUGUCGCACACUCCGUACACACCACACUAGUUCGCAUUGCUUCCUUAGCCUGGGACCUGUGUGCUCAGCCCAUGUCUAAACUGCACACAAUUAAACAACCGCCCUAGGUGGACAAACGCAGGGACCGAUUGGAGGUGAAGGAUGCCUAGAGUGUUCGCAGAGAGCAAAAAUAAAAAGAGACCUGUGUGAGCGAGAAAGAGGGAUAGACAGGGCAGGAGAACUCCAAGAGAUUGGCGAUUUAUCGUGCAGCAGUGGAAUAAUUCAUAAGACCCUUGGAUGCCUGACAGGUUGUGGUUGGCAGUAAGGCGUUCCAGCUGUCUUUCCCAGCAUGCGUAAUCCAUGUGUACAUACACAUGUACACACACGUAUAGUACAUGUGUCCUCUGAGCUGGGUUGGGGUUAGGGGGAAGCCAUUAAACAAACACACACACACACACACACACACACACACACACACACACACACACACACACACACACACACACACACACAGCCUCAUCAUCAUACAUGUGAGGUGGAGAGGUUAAGGUUAGGUUUUUACCAAGAGGUUAAGGGGGUUUUUACCAAGACAGACAGUGUUUCAUGCCCAACUGGGUGUGGGUCACGUGGAAGGCUAUGACAUAUCCAUUCCAAUCAUACUGCCCACUGGACCAUCCCCAUGAUGCCUUCCACCUGAGUCGGAGACAUCAGUGCACCUCUGCGGAGCUCACCUGCAACCUUCAGCACAGAAUGAAAGCGUUGCCUGCUAAACACUUACCACAUGUGUCCUGCUGGGUCUGAACUGCCAUAGAAUAAGAUAUGUCUCCUGCGAUAGGCAGGGUACUGUAAAAAUGUCACUGUAAUGAGGGAAAAUUGCUACACCCUUUUAAACAGUCUAAAAAUCAAGUAAGGCAUGUAUGGGGUCACUUGAGUACAACCAGGUACUUCUCCCAGAAAACUGGUCACAGAAAUAUCAAUUAAAAAUGUGGUUUUAUCUUCCUGCAUUAAAAGCGUAAAAAGUUUUGAUCUAUCACGCGUGUAGCGGAUGACCAGAAAUUGGAUAUCUUGCAUUUUGUGCCAUACAACGUGAAUGAGGCCAACCCAAACACACAGGUACAGAAGACAGUGUAUCUGAGACCCACUAAAGCUAGUUUCCAUGGUGACUGCAGCCUCAUCCUUGGGAGGAUGAAACACUCGCUGUAAGGCCAGUCUAAUUGGACGAUUGUCUUGGGGGGGGCGGGGGUGGCGUUUGACAUUCCCAAACAUUUACCACCGCAAAGGCACAUGCAGACAGACACGGGCUCUCUCAGCAUCCCCACAUGUGCGCGGUGUACGCAGAGGCAGUGGAAAUGUCACACACACCGAGACACGUACAGGAACGUAUACAGACGCGGUGCGAAAGCGGGCUGUCUCCAGAGAGUAGCUCACACGGUCUCUGCGUGCUCGGAACGAGAGAAGCCGAGGUGUGAAGAGAAAAGCAAUCGCCGUAGGACCGAAGAGCAGGGGCCACCUGGGCGCCCGUCCUGGGUCCGUCAUCCGAGCUGCCUGGAUACCAUUAAACAGCGCAAAAUGAAGCAAGAUAAGCAGGGAUCUUCUCUCGCCAUCCCUUAGACAUAGAAAGGGACCUACGGCUGCAGCAGGGCUGAUGGAUGGGGGACUCAUUGACUUCCGGGUGAAAUAAUAAUACGAUAAUAACAAUGAGAUAGAGGAAGGACUCUAAAACCCCCAUCUCAAACCCUACCCCCCUUUAUCACUGUGCUCUGCCUCUUUUAUACUGAUAGAGCUUCUUUCUUCAUUAUUUACUACUACUUAAAGAAUAUUUAUAUAUUAGUUUCACAAAACAGAAAAUUGUACAAAUUGAUACUCCGCUGUAUUUUUUUUUAGAAAUUCAGUGAUGUCAUCCCUGUACGAAAUACUAUACCAACUCACAAACAAACACACCCCCCCACCCCCCCGGAAGGAAAUUACACACUUAUUUUCCUUUCUUUUCUUCUGUUCACCUCUUUUCUUCCGCACCUGGAUGCUGCUCUAGCAGUCAGCCCUUCAAUGAGCCGCGCUGUUUAUCUGGCACAAAAGUUUCUAAAUGUAAAAGGAUAACCGCACUGCAGCGAAUCAAUCAAUGGCCCUAAGAUAAGCCUUCGAACACGAACGAUAUUUAAAGCAUUUCCUCUUUCUUUGUUCCAAGCCUAACCUUGAAUGGUACAUGACGUUCCCUCAUAACGAGGAGGAGGGACAAUACUGAAAAUGACUAAUAUUACUGACGGUUGCCAUGCAGAACCCUGCAAUAACCGUGUGUGCACGUGUGAAUAUUCAUUUUGGGCUUUUUGUGAAACGUGCCAAUGGCAAAGAGGUUACGGACGGCUCUGCAAGCAUCUCCCGCUCUAAUGAUACAUCUCUGGGACUAUAAAUAGGCGUCUGGGCCAGCUUCAGGAAGCGCACACAGCUCCACUGAGAGAGGUUCAGUUACACCGGUGCCUUUGGUGGCUCCUGCUACGCUUUGUGAGAUCAGCCAUAGUGGGACGGUUGUGAGUGGAGUCGGGGGUUGGGGAUGGGGAUGAGGGGGUACAUAAUAAAUCACUGCAAGCAGAGGGUGAAGUAAAAGACAGGACCAAGAGAUGUGAUCACCGUGACUCCCCAAACCGUAAAGCUGAAAUGGACCUUUGCUUCGGUGCCCUUCAGUCUCAGCGCUGACUGAGGUUCGCGGAGGGUUAGGGUUCGGUGACGGAGACAUUCGAUCCCUUUGACUCCUGGGGUCCCGUGGUCAAUGCGACGGCCGCGUUUCGGAGCGAUCUCCAUUACACGGGCGAGUGCACCCGGCAGCGAGCGACCGCGCGGAGUCCGAGCACGUACGGUACAUUAGAGCAUCGUUUGUUUUUGGUUUGCAGCUUCGGCUGAAACAUAAAUUAGCUCGUUUGUACUUGGGCUCCAUUCAAAAGAGAACAAUUACUGUUAAAUUCACGCGGGUCUGAUGAGCUCGCUCUUCGAGUCACACCGCGCCUCAGAGGCCUGUCUUACAUUUUCAGUUAGGGACAGAAUUUGAUUGCACUUACAGAUAUUCAGUAGUUAAAUUAAGGGAACUUAUUUAAUCAACAACUAAUACAUGACCGUCCUCAUUACUUUAAGGGCCAUAACAAAGAACUUAAGUUAAUUUUAGGAUCCUUCCAAAGCUUUAUUAUCCAGGUUUCUCCUUCCCUUGUUUGUCAUUUCCUGUGCCAUCUUUUGUCAGAAUGCCAGGAAUUUAUUACACCUUCGCCGCUGCAUUUAGGAGAUCCCGGUGUCCUGAAAGGCGGCAAUUCAUUGUCAGUUAACCCAUCACAAGAACGACAAUCAUUUUUGUUUAUGUGUAUUUAAUGUCUGUGCGUUUUGGAACACUUGUUCCAUAGAGAUGGAUGGGAGGAGUCAAUAGAAGAUGCUCUAAAAUUAUAAUUGUAAUCUCUUACGGUGGAGAAUAAUUAUUCUGGUCCAUUGUUUUAUAUACAUAUAAUAGUUCUCAUUAUUCUCCACCGUAAGCUUAAAUCAUAGCAAAACAGCUCACUUAAAUAUUCUUAGGUACAGGUGUUUUUUAUGCAAGACACAAACUUAAGGCCAAUAGCUCCGAGGGCAACGCUCCCACCUUCUCCUGGAUCAUUCACGCGGUGCCCAUCAGGGCCGGUCGGAGUCGGACCACCGCGGGGGGCCGCGGCCCCGAAGAGCAAAAGGAGCUCCCAUCGACCCACAAGGAGUUCCUUCAAUCUACCGCAACUCUAAUGCUGCACACUUAAGCAAAGGACAGAGCAUGCCCUGCAAUUCAUAGCUUUACUGUUCUUUUGGACGGAGUUCCUCAAAUAUAUUUGAAGAAGAUAUUUUAUUUUUCAGUCCUCGCAGAAAGUGCGAGGAAACGAGACGGACUGUAAGGACGGCUGUGCAAGAGCGGAGUGUGUCCUACAUGGAGACUGCAGCAAUGGGGCGGUGGAACAGGCCCAGAGGACCCUCUGAGGUGGCUCGGGGUUCGGAGACGUCCGGUUCAGUGCGACACCACUGUCCCACCUCCCUCAAGCAUGGCUCCGCCGUGUCCACCGAGACAAUAACCGCUCACGCUCGUCCGAGGCCGGUUCAAGGAAUGCAUUUUUUUCCUGAACGAACAGUGUAUGUAGCAGCACUGCUGCACAUGAUUUCACCAAACCGCAUUUUUAAAUUCAUUCCAUUGUUCAUUUCUGCUGCUGUUUGUUCGUUCAUAUGGGCAUUUUGUUUCAGAGCACUUUAUAUCAGCUGGCUGUCUCUUACUUUAAGUGAAGAACCGCAGUUCGCCAUAAACGAUCUUCAUUAAUUAGUACAAGGAUCUUUACAAUGAGUUUUGUUUUCAAAGUGUUUGUAAAGGUCGGAAAAGGGUUUAUUAUGUUUCCAACGGAAAGCACAAUCCAGUGACUUGUUUAAUUUGGUCUGUUAGAAUUUUUUUCAAGUACAAAACUAUUUUUUAAUAAAACGGUGAUGUCAGGUGCCAUUGAAAUUAGCAUGAAAGAUAUGAAAAUCACAGCAAAGACACACACCCCUAUAUCCAGGGAAUUUAACGAGGAAUUUGCUUCCCCCUGACCUCCUAUGACGUUGUUUGUAGGUCUCGAGGCUGUGUGUUUUGUAAAGUUUCUACCUGUUGACUUUCUAUGUCGUCGUUUCUGUAUGACCUUCUGUUGUUCUCAGCAUGUAGUACUAAGGAGCUGUGACUCUAUGUGACACUCGAACCUUGUUCCUGUCUUGUAAAAAAAAAAAAAAAGGUGUCUAGCUGUCAGAGGAUCUUUGUAUUUCUUUUUAAAGAAA